Aspergillus saccharolyticus JOP 1030-1 is the source of this 1138-nucleotide messenger RNA. RefSeq names its product PhzF family phenazine biosynthesis protein. Gene Ontology annotation, molecular function: isomerase activity. NCBI's taxonomy places the organism in Eukaryota, Fungi, Ascomycota, Eurotiomycetes, Eurotiales, Aspergillaceae. Gene Ontology annotation, cellular component: cytoplasm. The record is from RefSeq and is a predicted model, not a curated record. Bases 107 to 1030 code for a protein of 307 amino acids. Gene Ontology annotation, biological process: biosynthetic process. The transcript has a single exon.
AGUCAAUCGAUGAAUUUUGCAUGGUUAUAAGAAAGAGUCAUCCUGAAGAACCAACAACAGUUAACCUGCUCUUCUCAAUUUUCAACGUACCAUUGACCCCCUCAACAUGUCUCUCAACUACACCCUCCUAGACGUUUUCACCACCACCCGCUUCCAGGGCAACCCGCUAGCCAUCGUGCGCGUCCCCGCCAACCAGCAACCGCCUCUCACGCAAGAGCUGAAACAGAAAAUCGCCAUUGAAUUCAACCUCUCGGAAACCAUCUUCCUCCACGAGCCCGCAGAAACCGAUGGCAGUAACCUCCCAAUCGACACCCUCGCCAUCGAUACCUUCACCCCGGAAUGCGAGCUCCCCUUCGCCGGCCAUCCCACCAUCGGCACCGCCACCUACAUCUUCCAGAACUACCCCGCCGCCAUCGCAGAGAACCUGAAAGCCCUGCAAACCAACCGCGCAGGCACUAUCGCCGUCUCCCGCGAUCCCCAGACCGGACUCGUCCGCGCCGCGCUCCCGAUUGACUUCCACCUGCACCAGGCGCAGAUCUCAUCGACCACUACCCCGAAAGCCCCGGGGCCGUUCCCCGUCGUGUCUAUCGCCAAGGGUCUGUCGUUUGUGCUGGCGGAGCUCCCGGACACGGACGCGCUGGGGGCGGUGCAGGCGAGUGUGUUGGAGGCGUGCGUGAACCCCCGCAUGUUGGAUGAGGGGUGGAAUGAGGGAUUGAUCGGGACGAAGUAUUUUGUGGAUCUCGGGAGGGAUGAGGCUGGGUGUCGGCAGCUGCGGACGAGGAUGUUUAUCUCGUUUGAGGAUCCCGGCACGGGGAGUGCGUCGACGGCGCUGGCGUGUUUGUUGGCGUUGCGGGAGCCGAGGGAAUUGGGGGCUGGGCCGUUCGAGUUUCAUGUUGUGCAGGGGGUGGAGAUGGGGAGGAGGAAUGAUAUCUUUGUGAGGGUCAGGAGGAGUGAGGAUGGGAGUGAGGUGGUGGAGGCUUUGUUGCAGGGGAGGGCGAUUGUGGUCGGGGAGGGGAGGAUUAUGCUUUAGUUGAAUACUUGUGAGGAGAACGUAGAUGGCGUAUAUUGGUUCUCAUGUAGGAAGCUAGCUCAUAAUUCAACCGAUCCAAUACUUCAAUGUACAUAUACGAGAAGAGCG